UCCGGACCGUUACCGAGCGACUAACACGGAGCCGCAGCGCGCAAAAACGCAGUACAUCUCUCCCUUGUGAGGUUUUCUCGGUGAACAGAACUUAAUGGAUCUGAUGGACCGCGCUGUUUUGAUGCUAGCUAGCGGCGGUGCAGGCAGACAGGAGCGGGGCUUUAUCCAGCCAGCAGGGCCCGUAAAGCUGCUUAACAUCAACAUUACUGACACAGCGAAUAAGCUCCGUGUCAGUAACGUGCGUCCUCACAGUGGACGUGAGUUUUCUGUCUUCAAAUGCCGGCGCACUGACCGUCGAGCCCUGAAUGUGCAGAUAAUGAGCGGACAGAGGCGGUGCAUGUGAGCACAGGAGCUGAUUGUAUGUCAGACAGUGGGGAAGGCUGGGUUGACACUUAAAAGGAAUCUUCUAUCAACCUUAUGUUAAAUAAUAGUACAGGUGAUUGUGUCUAAAAUCAUCCAGUUAGAAUAAAGGAAGCAUCAUAACGUCUCUUAUUACACUUUGUGAUGUUACUGUCACUGGUGCGUUAUGGCAAUGACAGGUUACAGGAAGUUAUCCACCACCUGUGACAGAUGAGAAAGUGUCACAAAAGAACAUGAGGCUGGAGAAAAACUCUUAGGAUAUGAUGUUCAUGUAGAUUUUCUGCUAUUGUGUUUGCUGUUCCUCAGAACAAAACCCUUAUUUUGACAUGAAAUGGGAAAUUUGGAAAAAGUCAUUCACAGCACAUCUGCACUGACAUCAAGACGUCCGACAACAUGAUGUCAGAGGGUCAGAAUAUUGAAUGUCUUUGUUGGUCAGUCAGUCUAUUAGUUUGCAAAUGAAUAGUUUAAGGUACAGUAAACUUCAGUCAAGCUGAAGUGUCCUGGUUUUCAAAACCGUCCUACAGCAUCUACCCACACACGACAGUGAGCUGUUGUUGACGUUGCAGCCUAUCUAAUUCUCUGUGAAGAAAUGCAGAGUCCUAGUUGAGACUGUGUGGGAGGGAAACACAAAAAGGCAGCAGGUGCAGAAUAGAUUCUAGAGUAAAACCUUAGCAGAACAACAGCAACACUUUGAGAUUUAACUUCGGUACAGAAUGAAUGUCUGGCUGUUUCAUUUUUACUAUUUCAUUCUUCUACCAAAUACUAAAAUAGUACUUGAAGGAAUGUUUAAUCUGAAAAUAUCCAGUGAGAAUAUCUGAGUCUAGUUAGUUGUUUUAAAGCAGCACAAAGCAGCUGUCCUGCUACCCGACCUCAUGAUUGGUUAAUAAGUAAAGCAUGAUCCGCUACGCUCUGCCUUGAAUCACACUGGUCAUACUUUCAGAGUGCUGCUGUUUACCACCAUUCCUCUUGUUGUCCUUUCAUUUCUGCAAAUCUGAUAGCAAAUUUUCCUCGUGGUCAUGAGUUUCUGUCAUAUCAGUGUGCUACUUUUGAGCAGCAGUGAAGAUGGGCUGAAGGCAAUUUUAGCAGCAUUAUUGUAGCUGAGGAAAAGCUAUUUGAGGUUUAUGGUCUUUACUUUGGAACAAUUUGGCUUUUGUGCUGGCAGAGGCAAGUAAACACGGCAAAAAAGGAGUAAAUUAGCAAAUGUGGCCUGAGCGUUUUAAUCAGGCUUUAAACGAGAGGUGCAGUCAUGUUUUCUUUUUGAAUCGGGCGACUGAAGUUGACGAUGGGCGACUUUGACAAGAUCUGGCGCGAGCACUGUGAGGAUGAGCAGACGCUGAGUGAGUAUGCGUUUGCCAUGAAGAAUCUUGCAGACAACCACUGGAACAAGAAGUGUGAAGGAGAGGGACGCAUCGAGUGGUGUCGGAGUGUCUGUCAAGAAUAUUUUCUGGAUGGUGGGAUGAAACGGAUGGUGGAAAAGGAUCAGAAAAGUGCUGCGCUCGCCAUGGGUCUGAAUGCAGCGUCUGUAAGUGUCCAACCGUACAGCACCAUCCCCAGUUCAAUCCCUCAGAUGGGGAAAAUGCGCCUUCUUGAUGUAGGAAGCUGCUUCAACCCAUUCUUGAAGUUUGAUGAAUUCCUUACAGUUGGCAUUGACAUAGUGCCUGCGGUUGAGAGUGUGUACAAGUGUGACUUCCUCAACCUUCAGCUCCAGCAGCCUCUUCAGCUAGCAGGUGACGCGGUAGAGGCGUUCCUCCGCCAGCUCCACAACCCCAUCGACGCGCUGCCUGCUCAGCUCUUCCACGUAGCCGUCUUCUCCUUGCUCCUGUCUUAUUUCCCCUCACCAUACCAGCGCUGGAUCUGCUGCAAGAAGGCCCACGAGCUGCUGGAGCUGCACGGCCUGCUGCUCAUCAUCACGCCCGACUCCUCCCAUCAGAACCGGCACGCUCUCAUGAUGCGCAGCUGGCGCGUCGCCGUGGAGUCGCUGGGCUUCAAGCGUUACAAAUACGUCAAGUAUUCUCACAUGCAUCUCAUCGCCUUCCGAAAGGUGUCUGUAGCCACCACCAGCGACCUGGUGUCGCGCAACUACCCUGAGAUGCUCUACAUCCCUCAGGACUUCCACUCCAACGAGGAGGAAGAUUGUGACGACGUGCCCGUGCAGGUGCGUUCUGAGUUCGAGGACGAGCAGAUGGCUUGGGGGUUCACCGAGCUCCCAGACACGCCCUACGAUUCAGAUUCUGGGGAGAGCCAGGGCAGCUCAGUGCCUGGCUUUCAAGAGCUAGAGGACCCCAUUCUGCUCCAGAGUUAGGCUGAACCAGCAACCUCACCCCUCCAAAACAAAUCACCCCCUCACUCCUUUUUCUGUACGUAACUGCUGCGCUGCCAAAUUUAAUCUGCUGCAUUCUUCUCCAAUUUCUGCUCCCUCCCUCAAAACAAUGCAGUUUGCACAGUGUGAAAGAGAGAAGUUUACAGAUUAUUUUGUCAUACCUACACUUCUGAGAGUACACACACACACAUACACAGACACAUGCACACACUAAGAUGGAUAUAUUUUGAUAAAUAGCUAGGUUUUUUAGUGGUUGGAAAGCGAAUGCCCUUAAGACGACUUAACUCCCUUCUCCGCGAUUUCCAUCCCAUCCCAGCUCUUGUUAACAAAACUCGGCUUGUCUGCAUCCUGUACUCAGUCUCUGUUUGAAUAAGCUAAUGUGGCAGGCUGCUUAGUACAAAAAGCCAAAUACAGCAACCUGAGCAGCCUGACAGGAGUUUGAUUGCACUUGAGAGACUGAGAUGGAGUGACUGGACCUGGUACGCUUGCUUUUGUCACAGUCAUGCAGCUAGACUUUCUGAAAAUUCUUGAUGUGCAUUUAGUUUUCCAAGUCAAAAAUCAAAGCAUUGGUGUUGUCCAGUGUGAGGCGAAGGCCAUUUUACUUGGCAUCUUCUGAAUGACUUGCGUAUCUUUUACAAGGAAGUGGUAUUUGUAGCAUUUUAACCAUUUUCAGAACCGUACAGUAGGAGUAUUACUAGGUAUACUAAUGUGAAACUGUAACUGUGUUUACCCAUUGUGUAACAAGGUACGAGUGUUUUUAAAGUAGGUAUUACACUUUUUUUUCCUCUUUGUGGUCAUCAAAUAUUAAUACUGAAUUAUCUGCUGUUAGAUUUCCGAUACUUCUUUUCUUAGUGCAACACUGUAAGUACAGUGACCUGUAUCCGAUGGACUUUACAGCACCAGUAAGUAUCCUUUUAAAGCAAUUUUUAAAAAGUGAUGUGAAAAUACGGGAAGUACUCAAACAGAUUCAGAUCUGCGCUCCUCAGUUAGAAAAUUCACCUAGACAGACACGAUUUGCACUAAUUUACUGUUUUGUCAUAUAGAACCUCUGGAAUAGGUGAAAAAAUGAUUUUAGCAAUAGCAAGCAAGACCAGAUCUGAAAGUACUGUAUCCUAAGACGUGAGAUUUAGGCUAAAGACACUACCUGGUGAAAUGUUAGUGUGUUACUGCCUGAACUGGCUGAAUGAGUGGAUGUGCUUUGGUUUGUCAGUGUACAUGAAGGAGUAAAUUAGCAAUUGGUGUGUUUGGGUUUUGUUUUUUUUUUGGUCUGUGGCACUUUACCAUUGAAUUCAAAAGGUGUCACAAAAAAAAUCGACUGACGAAGGGCCCAUAAAAUAGUACCAGUAAAUCUUAAGGUGCCUUCUUUGUUCACAUGUAAUGAACAUGUUGCAGGUAUGUUUGGCCAAACCGAUCAGUGCUACAUUAUCAUAUAAAUGGUCAACAAGAUACAUUUUGUGUUGAUGUAAUACAGUGUGAUGCUGCCAUAUCUUUAUCAUUUUCCAAUUAAUACACAUCUGCUUUCUCAUGUUUCUUUAUUUUAGCAGGAAAAAAACACAUCCAUUCAUACAUUGAAGCCUGGUUUGUUAAUAAUCUGUGCAUUUGUCUUCCAGUGUUUGUUUAUGCCCAUAAGCACGAAAAGGUUCAUCUUCAAUAUCAACAUUCAACAGUGCAGAACAAUGUGAGCUUGUAAAUUGGUUGUAUUCCUCUUUUAUAAAUGAAUAUAAAACUAA
Molecule: messenger RNA, 4410 nt
Organism: Betta splendens (Siamese fighting fish)
Lineage: Eukaryota; Metazoa; Chordata; Actinopteri; Anabantiformes; Osphronemidae
Gene: samtor
Product: base methyltransferase of 25S rRNA 2 homolog
Exons: 5
Coding region: 1643-2662 (339 amino acids)
Biological process (GO): negative regulation of TORC1 signaling
Source: RefSeq, a predicted model, not a curated record